AUUAUUCAAAUCUAUUAUUAACAGUUUAACAAUUAAGCGUUUUAAAUAUCUGUUAAUUACUAAUUAGUGAUUUUUAUUAGAUCAAAAUUUGCUUAUUUUAAGAAUGGAUUUGAAAAAGUUAUAUUGUGAUGAAAGUUCAGCAGAUGUAAUUAUAGUCAUCCGUACUUCAACCUGUAAGAGAAUAUAUACUGCUCAUAGCAUUGUCCUUUGCAAUUGUAGCAGUGUUUUCAAGCAAUUAAUGAAAGAGAAAAAGAAAGAAAUAGAAAUAUCUGACGCUCGUCCAUCUACAGUUGCUCAAUUAUUAAGAUUUAUAUACUUGGGCAAAGUGACCAUUCGUGAUUGGGAACAAGCAUUGGAUUUAUUAAACCAAGCUGAUAAAUUCCAUUUGGUGGAGUUAAUUGAUAAAUGUCGAUUAUUCUUAAAAAAGAAUAUAAAUGUAAAUAAUGUGCUAUAUAUAUUCAAUAGUAUUUGGAGAUUAGGACAGAAAGAUUUAGAGACAUGCUGCUUAGAUAUCAUAUCUUUCUAUGCGAUGAUUCUAAUAUAUUCUGAAGACUUUGUAAAUAUAGAUAUCAAUUCGAUUAUCACCAUUGCUUCACAAGAUAAAUUAAAUAUAAGAAGCGAGAUAGAUUUGUUUUGGGCUGUUUGGAGAUGGGGUAAAGAAUUGUGCGCCAAAGAAGGCAUAACAUGCAAAGAAAAAGAGAUAAUCAAUCAAAUUAGACCCAUUUUGUCCCAUAUAAGAUUUAAUCAGAUGUCUGAAAUGGAUAAGAUUGAUUUACCAAAAUUUCUUAGUGACAUGGUCGAUGAAUACACAGAUAUUCAUAAAAGUAGAAUAACUAAGACAAAUAAUCCAAAUAAAUCCUCUUUGAAUCGCUUUGGGUUGACAGUUAAUUUGGCAACAUGUUUCAAUUAUUGUAAAUCAUCUGUAUUGGGAGAAGAAAAUAGUUUGAUAUCAUUUACUACCGAUAAAACAGGCUUCAUUCUAGGAUUUAAGUUAAUAAUUUGCGGUGAAGAUUUUACAAAUUCUGAAUUUAGACUUCUUUUGGUUUCUACAAAAAGCCGUAGAUUAUUAAUGGAUGAGAAUUGUAAUCCUGAAUCUGAAGAAGUGGAAGAUCUUGGAGAUUCUAUAAAAUCUGUUAAAAUGGUCAUAGCAUUGAAAAAACUGGCCUAUCUUAAUGCGAAUGAACCUUAUGAAAUUAUUUUGAAAAACGGAAGCGAAAAGAAUUGGCUACCAAUAGCACAAAACGUUCAUAAAUCCAUAAAUGUAGAUGGUUGUGUUGAAUUUUCAAUACUCAGUAAUAUUAUUGGAAUAAGCAUUAUGUAUUUUGCAGAAGUAGACGAUAGUCGUCUUGUAUUUUCUUUCCAUUCAAGUAAAAAAUUAUAAAAAAAAAUUAUGUUAGAAUUGUUUUUAUUUUUCACUGUUUACUUUCUAUGGGCACCAAGUGGUGCCCAUAAUGGGCAAGAGAUCCUUUUUUUAUAUUCAUUGGAGGUUCGGUCAGGUCCACAAUAAGGAUACUGCAUGGUAAGGUGUGGGAACACACAGUUUUUAUUGACAAAUCCGAUGCCGUAAAGCAAUAAUGGGAUCGAGUGCAAAAAAACAAAUACAGUAUAAUACCGUAAGUUACAUAAAUAGACCCGACAAUAUAAUAAAGAUAUUGUUAAAGUGCCGCGAUUACAAAACAGUGUACACGACAUACAUAGUACCAUUACAAAAUGAAGCAAACGACAAAGACGACAAUUAAUAACGACACAGAAUCAUUAGGAACAGUUUAUGGCUAAGGUUGGCACAACAUACCUGAUAAUCCGACAGAAUUAAUCAAUGAGUAUUAGUUCUUGCAAAAAUAGGUUCUUAUUAAGAGGGAAUGAAGAGAAUGAAACUGCUCUUGUCCUUGAUAAACUAAUAGAGUGGAUAAGGCCAUUGGAUGCCAACUGAAUCCAUGUGUAAUGUAAUAUUC
Centruroides sculpturatus (bark scorpion) is the source of this 1952-nucleotide messenger RNA. RefSeq lists its product as uncharacterized. Gene Ontology annotation, biological process: neurogenesis. The record is from RefSeq and is a predicted model, not a curated record. Gene Ontology annotation, cellular component: P-body; cytosol. NCBI's taxonomy places the organism in Eukaryota, Metazoa, Arthropoda, Arachnida, Scorpiones, Buthidae. Gene Ontology annotation, molecular function: protein binding. The transcript has 2 exons. Bases 104 to 1381 code for a protein of 425 amino acids.